AUGAACCGAUACUGCCGGCUGAGGGGGGGAAGCGGGGGGUCUGGAGGCCGCGAAGAUCGGCGCGGAGAGAGAGCGGCGGGAGGCGUAGGGAGUCAAGGCGCCCCGCCUGCGCAAGCGACCGAGGCCGCGGUCGUUGGGCCCCCCCAUCGGGCGCGUAAAGCUCCAGGCGUCUCCGACGCCGCGCAGCAGCAGCAAGCUCUGGAGCAGCAGAUGCUCCAGCGCCUGCCGCAGGCGGAGGCAGUUGCGCAGCUUCAGGACGUCGCCCGCGACCUCGCCCUCCUCGAGGACUCCCUCCGCAGUCUGCUCAACGACAGUGCGCCGGGUCACGAGGCGCAGCAUGACCAACUGGUGCACUUUCGGGGGCGCGUGGCGCGCCGAAUCAGCCGGUACGCGCUGUUGGUGCGGAAAUCGCAAGGUCUCGUCGAGCGGCUUCUCGAUCUGCAGGAGCAGCAACUUCGCCUGCUCCAAUCGAACCGCGGAAACGGCGCAGGGGGCGGCGCGGAGGCCCUCUCCUCGGGUACACUCUCGUCUUCAGCCCCUCUCGCGUCCCUCUCCUCGCUCUCGCCUUCGCUCACGUCCUCUCUGGCGGACGUCGCGGGCGCCGCUGAGGCCGUGCAGGCCCAGCGCGAGCAGCUGCUGCAGCUCCAGCAGCGCCACCAGCACAACUUGCAAACUUUCAAGUCGCAGCUGUCAGCCUGGUGGCAGCGCACCGAGCGCCACUUCCACACGAUGCGCAUGGCCAACUACGUAAACGCCCUCGAGGCAACUGAAAACGCCGCGGCGAACGCCUCCGCCGCGGAGAACGCAGCCGCCGCGCUUUCCUCGUCUCGGGGCGCCUCGGCGGCGACUUCCUUCCCCCCGUCUUCGUUUUCUUCGUCAUACGCGGCUUCGUUUUCUCUUUCCAGCGCACAGCCCGGAGCCUCGCGGCCGAACGUUGGGUCCGUUUACUCGGCGCUACAUGCACAUGCAGUUAGGAAGCCAGGCGAGGUUCCUGCGGGCGUCGCGCCGCCUGAGAGCGCGUCGAAUGUCCCUGCCUUCUCGGCGUCUUCGAGCGGGAAUUUCGCAAAGCCCGCGUUCACGUCUGGUUCGCACGCAGGUGCCGACGCGCGCGCAGAAGAGGCACAGCUCCACGAGCGAGAAAACGCGAGGGAGGGCAACGCCCCGGUGCGAGGCGAAGGGCAGGGCGACAAGCGACAAGACAAUGAAGGCACGAGGCUCGUCAAAGGCACGGGGCGAGGCUUGGAGACCGAGAGGGAGACACUCGAGAGACGAGAAGAAGAGGACGACGACGCGAAGGAACGCGGAGGAAGCCAACAGACCCAGCAACUGAGAGAGACGCGAAACGCCAUGGCGGAAGAACUCCAGCGCAUGCAGGAGACUCAACGCCAACUUCAAAAAUCUUCCGGCGCUAUCGAACAAACAGAAACGACCUACAACGUUUUCGGAGAUCGUCUGGCCUCGGCGAAGGGCAUUCUUUCGACUUUGAAGAAGAGGGCUGAAACUGAUUCACAGCUUAUUUGGCUCGCGUUCCUCUUCUUCCUCGGCUGCUGCGCCUUCGUCGUGCUGAGGCGCCUUGGAAUUCUGCGGCUGAUAAUCUCGUUGACGGCUGGCGACUGGGCGGCGCGUCUUUUUCUGUCUUCAGACGUGUUGCCUCGCAUGCAGCCUCUUGUCGGGGCUCCUUUCGACUUUGCUUUCGAAUCCUGGAGCUGCAUAUUUGCGCUUCCAAGAAGCCCUUCUCUCGCCGUCUUCCUUCUACCCCCCCCGCUCUCUUCAACCGACCCCUCCGUUCCCCCGCCGUUCUCCGCCGACCCCGUCCCAACGAUCCUGCCUGAAGACUUCGAAACAGACUUUGCUCCGCGGCCCCACCCGCCGGAGGGCGACGACCUGCCGCCCUUUCCUCCCUCUCUUUCCUUCUCUGCGUCGAGGCUGGACGAUGAUGACGCUGACGCGGCGUCUCCCUCGUAUGAGGCGGCUCCUGGUGCGCCGUCAGACGGAGCCACGGUCGUCCGCUCUCACCAGGCCUCGCACUCUGCGCCGAGUUCACGGGGCGCCUCUGCGGCCCCGCGCCCGUCCUCGCCUUACGCGUCUGCUCCCAAUCCGCACGCGGCUGCUGCACGCGCCCAGCGCCGGCCGCGCCCCUCGAAUGCAGAGUUUUCAGCUCCGCCUCCACCUUCGUCCGCCUCUGCGGCGGCGGCGCGCCCUGUCCCGUUGGCUCGCAGGACGGCGACCCACUCGGCGCAUCCGUCUGCCUCCUCCGCUGCGUCGGCUUCUCAAAAUGCUUCGCCUGCGGCCGCGGACGCGUGCUCCGCCACCGCGUCUCUUCCUUCAGGAACCGGGCGUCGCUUUGCACCUUCGCCAGCGCGAGACAUACGAGGAACGGGACGGCCGCUCGCCGACCGCUCUCCGGCGUCAGUCAGGAGCGCCGCAGCGUCUCCCUCGUCUCGCCCUUCGGCGCCUUCUGUUCGUCCGGAUGGAGGGCGUGCCUCGAGGGAAGAGCUUUCAGCGGGAGAUUCGGAAGCGCCAGCGGACAGAGGAAACGCGCAGGCGCCACCAGCGCGCAAAGACCCGCAGGCGAGGCAGGGGGAACAGACGAACGCAGCUCAGGCACCGGAGGCUGGGGACGCGCAGGCAGAAGGCGCUCAGGAGGACGCGCAAGGAAGCGAAGCGGAACGCGGAGAAGCAGAAAGAACGCGACACCAAGAGGCAGGCUUUGCGAGAGACGACGAGGCGACGAACAGACGGGAGGCCACAGGAACCGAACCCUGGCCUCUGGAAGACACGCAAAUCGCAGAGAACUGGGAACACAAUCUGGAAAGCAGUGUAGAGAGGCAAGGCAAGGACGCAGUUUUCCAGGGGGGCACGGGAAGCGGUGACCGGGCGCGGGAGGCAGGCAGCCCCGGGGCAGAGGCGCCGGCACGCUUGGGCGAUCCAAAGACUCCAGCCUCGCGCGACCGCGAGAACCGGCCCCUAAAACUCGACCGCGCUGCAGACACGCCUGGCGAUGUGCGAAACAAGAAAACAGGAAAUGGCGUCUCGUCGACAGCCAGAGGAAACGCACGUCGCCCUCACCUGCAGCCGACUCCAGGCUCUGCGCCACGCGCAAGCCGUCGCAUGCAGUGA
Molecule: messenger RNA, 3120 nt
Organism: Besnoitia besnoiti
Lineage: Eukaryota; Apicomplexa; Conoidasida; Eucoccidiorida; Sarcocystidae
Product: Sec20 protein
Exons: 8
Coding region: 1-3120 (1039 amino acids)
Biological process (GO): retrograde vesicle-mediated transport, Golgi to endoplasmic reticulum
Cellular component (GO): endoplasmic reticulum; SNARE complex
Molecular function (GO): SNAP receptor activity
Source: RefSeq, a predicted model, not a curated record